CAUUUAUUAUAAAUAUAACCUUAUAAUACCAUUAAAUUUUGGUUAUAAGUUCAAACUAAAGCUUUAAAUCUUUUAUCGCAUGAAAUGGUUGAAGUCGACGUUGAACUUGGCUUUUUAGAUAGUUGUGAAUAUUGGCAAGUGGAGAGUCGUUUAUUCCCCAGUAAAGUAGGUGGAAAACCUGCAUGGUUGAAUUUGGAAAAAUUACCUUCCGCUGAACAGUUGAAAUGCAAGAAAUGCCAAGAAACGAUGAUAUUUUUGUGUCAGCUGUAUGCUCCAUUCGAAGAAGACAAUCAACAUUCAUUCGAAGAUUAUCUUAAUAAUUUCCAUCGCACUAUAUUUGUAUUCAUAUGUCGGAACAGUUCUUGUUGUGAAAGAAAUAAUAGUGAUAAUGUGAAGGUAUUACGAAGCAAUUUACAAAGAAAUAAUAAAUUUUAUCCUUAUGACCCCCCAGAAGACAAACCAGAACCUGACUUUUCUCUAAGUAAAUGGGUGAACUUGUGUAAUGUUUGUGGUUGUUUAUCAGAAAAACAAUGCAGUAAAUGCAAAAAAGUCCAUUACUGCAGUAGACACCACCAAAUUCUGGACUGGAAAGAAGGACAUAAGAAAGAAUGUGCAAGUAAAAUAUCUACUUUGAGAACAUCAAAAAUCUUGUUUGAUGAGUGGGAAAUUAUAACAGAGCCUGAAGAAAUUAAUCAAUCACAUACCACAGAUGAAGAAGAGUUAAAAAAAUUUGAACAAUUAAAAAUUGAAGGAAAGGCGGGAUCAAUGGUUGAUACACCAGAAUCUGAUUUAGAAACUCAUGCUGUGAGUGACAAUGAUAAAUGUUUUUCCAAAUUUCAGAAAAGAGUACAAUAUAAUCCAGACCAGGUAGUUAGGUACAGAAGAGGUGGUCAACCAUUGUGGAUAUCUGCAGAUCCUGUCCCAGAAAAAAUACCUGAUUGUGAGGCUUGUAAAGGUCCUAGACAAUUUGAAUUUCAAAUUAUGCCACAGAUGCUCUCUUAUUUAAAAGAAGUAGAUAUUGAUUGGGGAGUUUUAGCAGUGUACACUUGUAAAAAUAGCUGUAGUGAAGACAGUGAUUACAAAGAAGAAUUUAUAUUUAAACAAGACGUAACACUAAGUACUUAAUUCUUAAAAAAUGAUUUUCACAAGUAUUUAUGAGUUGUGGUUAUGAUAUUUAUACAAACAUAUACAUAUAUCUUUAAAAGUGAAAGUAUAUGUGAGUAAUCUAUGAUGAAAAAUCUUUCAGGUCUUGAAGAGGAAUUUUUAGGAGUUUAACAAAACUUGAACAAAUUGAGUGAAUGUGUGGAAUCCAUUUCCGGAACAUUAAGAAUAGUAUAAAUUCACAAUCUUAUAAAAGUUUUGGAGCAAGAUAAAUGAAUGACAUUGAAUCAUCUUAGUAUAACUCCCAUAUAUUCUAGACUGUAUCUUUGUUGAUUUUUGGAAGUGGUCCCCAGCUGUUCAUAAAAUAUUGAUAUUUUUAAUAUUUUUGUUAUUUUGCUCUUUUUUGUUGCCACACAAAGUUAUGCAAAUUUACAAAGAAAGCACGAAGGAAGGGAACCAAAAAUUUUUUAAUAAUCUAUAAAAAUGGUUUAAACCAUGAUAAUCAAUUACUUUUUAUAUAAAAUUAUUCUGUUUUGUAUAUACUUUUUGGAAAAAAUGAAUUCUUGGAAAGAAAUUUUUAGUAAAAUUUUCAAAGACAAAGUGUUGAAAUUUUGAUUGUCAAACUUAGGCUCCAUUUUUACCUGAAAUGCACAGAAAAAAUAAGCAAAAUGAAAGAAAAAUGAUUGGAAAUAUUAAUUAUUCUAUUUUUGUGACACUAGACCAACACUCACAAUUACACUGUCUGACACACGUUUUGAUAACCAAGUUAUCAACUUCAGAGACUGAAGAAAGUUUAUCUGUAACAGUGUAAUUAUGAGUGUUGGUGUAGUGGUAGUGUAAACAGUGUGUUCAGUAUGAAUAUCACCAAUGAUUUCAAAAAUUCCAAUUCCAAAUUUCUUUCUAACGAUAUUUAAGAAAUUUGUGGUAUUAUUUGUGAUAAUUAACUGGUCUUCAGUCUCUGUUGUUAACUAAAUAUUCGUUAGGGUGUACUUGUUAGUGUACUAGUAAUAAAAAGUGAUAAUGACAAAAAUAAUUGAAAAAUUAAAUAUGAUAGCAAAAAAGAACAUUUCUUAUAAAAUAUUUCAAAAAGUUACUAAAUUUUAUACAAUUAUAAUAUACAGAGUGUCUAGAAACUCUCCUGCUAAACAUUUACUUGAUACUAGAUGUGAUUUUAUGUCAAACUAAUCCCAGAUUAAAUUCUUCAGAUAUAUCACUGUUUUCAUUCUCUCGAAACGCCACUGUGCCAUAGAACAUUUAAAUAGGAUAUGGUCAUCAUUGCCUCACUAUCCCGUCGUGAAAAUAAAUUCCAUAGCUGUUUACAAUUGAUGAUAUAAUUGUGUAGUGCUUUUUGUUAUGCGGUCCCCUCAAAUCAGUAACCUUAAACAUCUUUCUCAUAAUUUAUUUUUUCCGUCUUACUGAGAUAUCUACAGUAUUUAAUCUCGGACCUAUCUAAUAGCGAAUUCAAACAAUAGCAAAUUUUUUUAGAUAACUUUGAAAUGUAGUGCAAAAAAACUGAUAGAUAAACGUAUUCACCAAAUAUAUCUGUUGACAUUCUCAUAUUAUAUGUGAUAGUUUAUAUUUGGCAGGGCAGUUUCUGGGUGUGCAUUGUAUGUAAAUGAUGUACCUUUAUUUAAUUUUGUAAUUUGAUAAUAUAAAGUAAUUUUUUUAAAGCAUGCAAUUGAAAUUAUAGUCACAAAAACAUUAUAAGGCAAUAAAUGUUUAUUUCAACUUUUGUAGUUUGAAAUUUUACAAUAUUUUCUUUUUUCCUAUCACUAGUCCGAAAAUUUUUUGUAGAUAAACAGUGUAUGUUGGCUUUUGAUGAGAAAGAAAUUUUGUACACAUUCAUUAUCAAUAUUACUGUCCGGUUAUUAAUACAAAUGAAACCAAAAGAACUAUAUGGGGAAAAUAAUAAAUUA
Messenger RNA from Diorhabda sublineata, 3017 nucleotides. It is a transcript of the gene Zfrp8, whose product is annotated as programmed cell death protein 2. Gene Ontology annotation, cellular component: nucleus; cytoplasm. NCBI's taxonomy places the organism in Eukaryota, Metazoa, Arthropoda, Insecta, Coleoptera, Chrysomelidae. The coding region runs from base 85 to 1125 and encodes 346 amino acids. The transcript has a single exon. The record is from RefSeq and is a predicted model, not a curated record.